UUUUUUAUACUACCUAGAAAUGUCUUAACUGGACAUUUGUAAACCAGUAAUCAACCAUACAAUCUUAUUAAUCAAGUGCAAUAAUUUUUCGCAGUUUCAUACCUAGGGUUCUUUCUACAAAGCAUUCACAUUGAUUCUUCAAGUCAACACAUCAAAGAGAAAAAGCAGAACAUUAUCAAAGUUGAACUGAAGAAAUCUGAGUCUUUUCAGAAACACUACGCCUACAAAAUAUGGAAAAGAAGCCAGAGGUAACUAACACAGAACAGAAUAUUUCCAGAUCUCAACAGAAGCAAAGACUGUCCAGGGCAGACAAGACCAAUAUCAUAUCACAUGAAGAUGAGAUAAAGUACAUGGAAUUGAAAUUUCAGAAAUCUUCUCAUCUCCAGCACAGAAAAUCGUUUGUUAGGAAAAAAAGAAAAGACCCCAGAACUAUAACAUGGCAAGUGAUAACUGGCAGCCUGGGAGUCUUCUGUAUAAUCUUGAUAACAACAGUGGGUGUCUUGCUCGCAAAUUUAUUCUCCAGCCAAGAAGAGCCAAGUAGAAAUAUCUCAUAUAUCCCCAUUCUAUCCACUGAAAUUAAAGAAUAUUCCUAUAGUCUUUGUUCAAAUCACUGGUUCGGGUUGGGAAACAGUUUCUAUCAAGUUUCCAAUGAACCCAAAACCUGGCCAGAAAGUCAUGCUGCCUGUGCAGAACUGAAUUCCCAUCUGUUGAAGAUAGACAUUCAAGAAGAGCUGGAAAGCUUAUCAGUGUUUGACAUAGAAGGAUGGAUAGGUCUCAAAAUGUGUAACCCCAAUGGAUCCUGGUUAUGGGAAGAUGGCACCAAAGUGGCCCAAAGCCUAGUGACAGUUCUGAACACGAAGAAUCAUUGUUGUGCAUACAUAAAUGGAAUCAGUACUUAUGAAGAGGAUUGUACAUCUAAGAAAAAGUAUAUCUGUGAAUUAAGUAUAUAAUUGCAUCCAUUUUACUAACAAAUCCUGUC
Messenger RNA from Tupaia belangeri chinensis (Chinese tree shrew), 979 nucleotides. Its product is annotated as killer cell lectin-like receptor subfamily I member 1. Lineage: Eukaryota; Metazoa; Chordata; Mammalia; Scandentia; Tupaiidae. The record is from RefSeq and is a predicted model, not a curated record. The transcript has 7 exons. Gene Ontology annotation, biological process: positive regulation of natural killer cell mediated cytotoxicity; stimulatory C-type lectin receptor signaling pathway. Bases 231 to 950 code for a protein of 239 amino acids.